Messenger RNA from Lycium barbarum (goji berry), 1635 nucleotides. RefSeq lists its product as uncharacterized. The coding region runs from base 1 to 1635 and encodes 544 amino acids. The record is from RefSeq and is a predicted model, not a curated record. The transcript is spliced from 5 exons. NCBI's taxonomy places the organism in Eukaryota, Viridiplantae, Streptophyta, Magnoliopsida, Solanales, Solanaceae.
AUGAGGAAGCUGCUGCAACAGAUUCCUCAAUUGUUGGAGAAAAUCAAAACAGUUGUUGCGGUUGUUGCUGAGGAAGCUGUUGCAACUAUAAAAUGGCGCCAACCAAAAGAAAAGAUCAGAAAUAAACUACGACAUCAAAUAGAUAUAGUAAAAGAGCUAAGGAUGUUAUUCACAUUAUCGUUACAUUGUCCUGAUAAGUGCUAUCAAGUCUUUCAUGUGGAUGAUAAUUGUUAUGGGAUUUUGUAUUUGCUAGAAGAUGCUCAUAAUGCUUUAACAGGAGGUCCUUCUACUUGGUUGGAAAAAACUACUUGUUUAGAAGCUAUUCAUCCGAAUACUGGUGUUAUAAUAAAACUGGAUAAUGAUGCUGAUUUAAACAUGUUGUUUAAUAUGUACAAGGAUUUGGGAAAGGGUGAGGUUCACAUAAAUUUGACUAUAAUGAAUGAAAUCCUUGAUGAAGCUGAGGGUGAAAUUUUACAGUGGACCGACGAUGAAGAAGAUGAAAAUAUGAUUGAGAAUAUGGAGGCUCACUCAGAUGACCAAAAUAUCGAUGAUGGUGUUAGUGAUGAUGAUGAAGCAAUUGAUCACCCAAUGGAAAAGGUAAGUGACAAAAUGCAAGGUGAGGUUUUCAAAUAUAUCUAUGAUGAGAAACUGAAGAAAGAGAUAGUUGUACUUAAAGUGGGGCAAAUAUUUAAUAAUGUCACUCAUUUUAGAGAAGUUAUGGAAGAAUUUGUCCGCCAAGAGGGUUUUCCUAUUGAAAAGCUAAAGAAUGAGAAGAGAAGGUUUAUUGCUAUUUGUAAAGAUAGAGGAUGUGAUUGGAAGAUUCGUGCUUCCCCUUACAGCGAUGGCAUAACUUACAAGAUUAAAAAAUUAAGCGGUCCACACACAUGCCUCCAAGAUAUGAAAGGUCAUGGAGCAACUUCAAGAUGGAUUGCGAAACAAUUUGAGUCAGAUUUCAGAGCCGAUUAUGAUUUGUCUGCGGAUAAACUUUAUGUUUCAUUGAAAGAGAAAUUCGGCCUCGAUUUUAGUAGUCAAAAGUUGUUAAGGGCAAUAAGGAUUCAAAGAAAAAUAGUUGUUGGAGAUCAUGAAAAGAAUAUACUGAAUCCCGGGUGCAAUCCAAUCCUUGAACACUUUUACAUUAGCUUUGAGGCACAAGGUUAUGGUUUUGUUAAUGGUUGUAGGCGCUUUAUUGGUGGUAUUGAUGCUUGUUUUUUGAAGGGCCCCUUUAAAGGACAAUUACUUGUUGCCGUUUCACUUGACGCAAAUUCAGGUAUUUUUCCUUUAGCAGUCAUGAUUGCUAAUAGGGAAGACAGGCCGACAUGGGAGUAUUUUCUUGAUUGCUUGUCCAAUUCUGUUGGAGCUAUUGGAGGCAUCACAUUUAUGAGUGACAGGCAAAAAGGGCUCAAGAAUGCCGUGAAAAAAGUUUUUCCCAUGGAAAAUCAUAGAUUUUGUGCAAGACACCUUUAUAACAAUUUUAAGGUAAAAAAUCCUGGUCCAAAGUUAAAACAACUUUUUUGGGCAGCAGUUAAGGCCUAUAAUGAGCAAGACUUUUUGCAAGUUAUGGAUGAGAUGAAAGAAAUAAGCAGAUCUGCUUAUAAUUGGUUGUUGUAUGACUGCAAAGAACCACUUGGGAGUUAA